This is a messenger RNA of Adineta ricciae, 633 nucleotides long. The record is from the annotation of a GenBank genome assembly. NCBI's taxonomy places the organism in Eukaryota, Metazoa, Rotifera, Eurotatoria, Adinetida, Adinetidae.
AUGAUCGAAGAUUUAACUAUGAAUAUCUCGUACGAAAAGUACUUUAAUCAAUGUUCACCUCACAUGUGUACUUAUACAAACACUCGACGGCAUGGAAUUGUAUUCAUUACUGAAAGAAUUAUCGAGCUUCUAGUUGGAUUAACUCUCGUGCUGCGAUUGACCGUUCCAAUUAUUGCGCGACUUAUCCGACGCAUCAUAAAUUACAAAUCAAGUGGAGGAGUUCCUCACUUAAGUACCGAUGUUUAUUAUGGAACAGUUCAUAAUCCGGAUGAAAACCAAUUUGAUCGAUUGCAAAAGAAUUACUCAACUAAUUCAUCAUGUCCAUGUUCGGCAACAUCACUGCAAUAUUCAACUUUUCUUAGUAUUGAACCUCGGUAUCAUCAGUUAUGCUCGAGUGAUUUCGUUUCUUUGGUAUAUCACAUCAACGAGUAUUAUCGUUUGGAUUAUCGACUUAGUGAUGCGAGUUCCUUCUAUUUCGUUAAUCUGUUUUGUACAGAGGCAAAGGAAACAGUCGAUCGUGCUCUGACUGUCUUUUUGCAAACUCAGUUAGUCAAUACUCAGGUUCUCGCACGAGAAUUCUCUGAAUCUCAAUCAAACUCAUUAAUUCAAAAUUGGCAAUCAACUACCCGAUAA